Daphnia magna is the source of this 4835-nucleotide messenger RNA. RefSeq lists its product as uncharacterized. The transcript has 3 exons. NCBI's taxonomy places the organism in Eukaryota, Metazoa, Arthropoda, Branchiopoda, Diplostraca, Daphniidae. Gene Ontology annotation, molecular function: protein binding. Bases 2101 to 3087 code for a protein of 328 amino acids. The record is from RefSeq and is a predicted model, not a curated record.
GAUCGUGACAUAUCACUGUCGGUGGUUAGUAGCUUGCAAUGAAGAUUCAAAAUUCGGCCAGUGCAAAGUUAGAACGAUUAACGCAUUUCGUCGUAAGAAUCUUCUGUGCAAACUCUGAUAGUGUUGAUAAUCUAAUGAAAUUUUGCCUCGUAAACCUUUAAGCAAUACCGACAGAAAAUUGAAGAGAAUAGCAGAAAAACAUCGAAAUAAAUUUUACCUAAGGCUUCUUUAAGAAUUUAAGAAAACUCACUACGAUUGUUGACUCAACAAAGAAUCUGUCUGAACAUUUUACCAUUAGAAACACAAACACACGUUUGUCAUUCGAGUGAAUCGGGAGAGUAUAACAUACUUUUCCACGUAAAAAGAUUUGGAUUACAUAAAUUUACUUAAAUAAAAUUGUACAUUGGCAACAAAUGCAUAUCCUGGUUAUGCAACAAGUAAUGCAAAACCUGUAUGAAAUAUUUAAAAAAAUAUUCACCUGUCUUGUGUUAACCAGUUUAUUGGGGCUGGCGCCCUAGAGGCUAUAUGGCAUAACUAUUCUAUAUAGGUGUCGAAAAUGAUAUAUUGCGUUUACGACUUUGAAAUUAUUAAAACAGUGAAAGUUUCCUUACAUUCCGGUGUGUCUACCUCACGAAUUUGAAUCAGACUCACUGAACUGUAGGACGACGCCCGAUUCGACCGAACAGUAACAAAAUGCUGAAAAAAAUAGCUUACUUGUGUUUUAUAAGACACUAAGAAAUGUCAAGGAGCAUCCGUUGUUUCCGCCAUUUUAAGCCUCGUCGAUAUUCAAAAGCCAAGGAUAAACAAUUAAACCAAUUUGUAAUUGCUGAUUUGAAGUAGUCAGUUUGCAGACAUAACUUUUUUUGGCUUGUCUACCAGAUCAUCUAUGAAAUAAAAAGUUCAGAAACAUUGAUUAGUAUAAAACUAAAUGUUUCAACAACACUUCAGAAUGGUUGACCCCAAACAAAAGCUUGUUACGAGUUAGACAGGGCAAUGAUACAAAUCCCAGAACAAUAUGUCCUAUUUAAUACUAAAAUAUGUUUAAGCAGAAAAAUUACCUUUCACAAUUUGUAGUUGGAAUACUAUACAUCAAUUCGGGUGGGAGAAUUAACACUUUGUACUGAAAUGUUACCUUUCCUCAAAUAAUGUUUGCCAUUCUUGCUCGCAUGAUGGAGUUUGCUCUGAGCCUCUGACCAAUCAGAGGAUCUAGAAUACAAGCAAAUAUGGCCGCCAUAAACACCCAUCCCUUAGUCACUUUUCCUUUUCAUGCAGUCAUUUCUAACCUCAGCGUUUCUUAGGUGAAAACUACCAGUUGCCCUCAAAGAAAGUAGAUCACGUUAGCCUUUAUUAAAAAUAAGAUGGCCGUUAUUAAAAUGGAGACAAUAGAAACUUGAGAUUAUCUCGACCAUUUCCCCAUUCUGUUGAAUUGUGGAAACUUUAGAUAAACCAUGUUGAUGAUGGAUACACCGAUUCGUAGGACGCAAUAUGGCUGCUGUAAUUCAAAAACAAAAGGAGUGAAAGGCAAUAACUUUAUAUUUCCUUUUGCUUUAUUGUGAGUUAAAUGAACAAGGAAAACACUUACGAACCACUGAGGGAGAAACAGAUAUAGGUACAACACAGACAUAUUACAAACCUAUUCGUUAAUCAAUAUCUUAGGAUUCCACCGACUGUUUUUGUGGGAAACGAACAAAUUGCAGAAAGACACUGACGUUAGAUCUUGAGACUUACCUUCGGUGAUUUGGUAUUGUCGUUUAAUAUUUAAAGACCGGUACUGAACACGUGACUGAAUGCAAGAUCGCCAUGGAUGGUGGUAAAAUCUGAAGGAUAAGCCGGCAUCUAGCGGCCGAAACCCGUCUUUCAAAAGUUUUCCAGAUAAACAGGAAACAUUCCCGACGUCAGUAGUAUAAAGAUCCGUACACCUUGCAUUCGAAGAUUAGAAGGUCAUACCCUGUGGUAUUUCAAGUAAGUUCUUUUGCAGGUGUCUCUUGAUAGCUUUAGGGCAGCUUACCAAUUUAAAAAGAAUCAAGUCGUAAUGUGAUCUGUAAUAUUUCGUUUUAUUGUCUGGAUCUGUAAUUGCGAUUAACUUUGAUCAUCGUCCUAAUGGAAUCGUCGAGUGUGAAAGAUCGCAUUUUUCAAGCUGUGCGCAACGGGUCCAUCGGAGAGCUUCGUCAUCUUUUCAGCGACAAGGAAACAAUAUUGAAGAAUUUAAGUGAAAAGGAUGAAGACGAGCAUACGCCAUUGCACGUGGCCAUCAAAGAAAGACAAUUUGAAAUUAUUGAUUUCCUCCUCAAAACAAUCAAAGACAACAUCAACAUUGAAGGAAAUGUACGAUCAAAAAACAUCAGGAAAAUGUCUUUGUUUUCGUGGUCCAAAGUGGAUGUGGACAUGUUUUCUAUUGGACCACCCGAGAAGGACAAGGAGUUCACGCAAACGUUCGUUUGUCCAUCAUCUGAUACUGAAAUUAUUCGCGACAUUGCCAACCAGACCAGCGUACUCAAAUUAAUGGAAUACCUCAUCGACUUGGAUUACGACGACGUUUCUUGGUUCGAAUUUGUUACCAAUUCUUUUAUAACGAGUUCCAUGCCCCGACCAGAGAAGAUUAUAGCUCUUGAAUUGAUGGGAGCAGCAUUUGUGAUCAAGGAACUGCUUUCAGAAGUUGUGUGGGAAGAACACACCAUCUGUGUCCGGGGACUUCAGUGUUGGGAAAAGGCUUUUGAGCUCCGGAAUUCAAUAGCUAACGGACGCUUACCUAUCCCAAAGAUUCUUCAUCCUUUGAGCGACGUUGCUCGUAAAGCAAUUGGUGAUGUCAUCGAAGUGACCGCGCCUCUGCAACUGAAAGAAAUUCGGGAACAUCUAACGUAUCGUGACUCUCCAUCAAUGGCAUUUGCUCAAGCUCUGCUCGUUAUACUGCGAACGUUCGGCCAGAGGGACAUUGAGCAUUCCAAGCCAAACUAUUUUCAUUUGAAGUCAUUACUGGAAUACGGCAAACACAUUCCAGACGAUGGUUCUAUACGACUCAUCAACGUUUGUCUAUUAAUUCUAGAACAUUUGAACAAUUAUAACGGCAAUGAUUCUCCAAAGUGUUAACAAAUUUUCGUCGAAGUUUUUCUUCUGUUUUCCGACGUAAUAGUUCGAUUGGAAAGAAUCCCAGUCAACAGCGCAGAAAGACGAGAAGAAUUGACAUUUACCAAUCUCCUAGCGGCUAUCAAUUUUGGUUCGAUGAUUGUGACCAAUUUGAUGUUUCAUCCUCCAUCCCAUCAGCGUUCAAAUUCAAGAAAACUGCAAUUCAGUCGUGCAAAGGACGUAUGCCUUGAUAACCACAGUAUUUAAAUUGCGCCAUCCUGAUCGCGGAGAAAGCGAAAGGUUAAACCAAGUUCUCGGUGGAUAUUUCCGUAUCGAAAAACGACGUAAUGGAUUCACCUCUUUACUGCAUAUGGCAGUCGAAAGAUUUCUGGAAAAACCCGUCGACGAUGAGCUUAUGAUAGCCGUAGAAGUCAUCCAACUGUUUAUUGACAAUGGAGCCGAUCCCAGGAUCAUUGAUUGCGAUGGAAAAACGCCACUUCAUUUGCUGGCCGAACGCUGUUCACCGGAUUGCAAAGAACCCUACUAUUGUGUAUUUGAGGCAGUGCUGGAAGGUGGUGGUCAUUUAGAUCAGGUGACGGCAGAUGGGGUGACAGUCCUCAAAAUCCUGCAGAAGAAGAAGAAACAACUCAUUAGUGGCGAGGUCCUUGAUCCUAGGAUUGAUGCUUGGACUAAUGCUAUAUUAUUGCUUCAGUGCUAUUCCGCACAAAGCAUACCACCUAAAAUUAUUAUGAAAUCGACAGAUGUAUUCCCACCAAACAUCCAGGAAUUUCUAGCCCAGCAUCACAAACCUCAAGGUAAUAAAUAUAAUUAUGUCAUGGGGGCAAAACAAUAUUGUUGUAAGUAAUCAGUAUUCAUCAAAUUAACAUUUGUUUUUAGUUCUGCAACAGCUUCCCUUGUUACCUCCUCGAUUUCCUAGUGGCUAUCGGGUUAUGGGUAUUCCCAGAUGAAGGUGAGCUACUAGAAGUUUGGGUGUGUUGCAUAUCUAGUGCUGUGGAACACUUGUAAUUGAGGUUUGGCUGACGAAGAAAUUGUAAUAUUGACAAAACAUUUCCAAGAUCCAAUCGAGGUAGCGCAGAAUUCACUGUGGGAGACAGCUGAGUCGCGAGAAGUCACAAGAGGAAAUAUAAAAAAACUAAACAGAAAACCACUUAUAUUGUUGUUUUUGUCGACGUCUGCUUUUAGUUGUGUUUAUGUUGUCCGGCAAGUUGUUACCCGCCAUCUGUCAGCGAUCGGACCAACCUGAUUUGAGCCAAUUUAUUGAUGUGUUUGGUUUCAACAGCCGGACAUGACGCCAUCGAAAACUAAUUUCAAGUUUUUUUUAUUUAUUUAUGUUUGACUUUCUCUUUAUCGUUACAAAUCUCGCAGUAUAUGUCUCUCUGCCAUGUCCUUGUGUCUUAUCUCAUUAACACUCUUAAACUCCCCAGCCUAGCCUAGAAAAAUUCCUCGUCUCCUCAAUCCUGAUAACAAACCUACGUAACCUACCCAUUUCUAGCAGAUAUCUCCUUUUGGCCUGAAGGUGGUAGUGGCUAGGGAUUCUUGUUGCUUCACAGCGCCCACACAAGGCAGGAAACGACGGGGAUACAACGUACGUACAAGGAUUGGUCCAACAGUUCUCUUUUCUACUCCGUCGUGUACGCAUCCAGCCAACGCAUCCUCUCGAGUAGUCAAGUGUCUAUCAGCUACUUUUCCAUCGAUUAGUAACGAUCGAACGAUAUCUUCGGGAAAAAGGCAAUAAAUCACGUAACAACUUA